ACUGGGCACCAACCAACGCCGCAGCGUCACCCCUGAGCCCCUCAAUAAGUUCCAGGCGCAACGGCCACUGGUCACCCGUCAAAUCAAUUUGGGUGCCUAUCUUCUACUCCUCAAGCCCCUAACACUCCCACUUUUAGGUGCUGAUUCACCCCCCAAACACCCAACUAGCUGUUUCAGUGCCACGCGGAACUGCGCUGCCCCAUUAUUGUGGCAGCGGACAUCGACAUCGACCCCCUGGCAUUUGUCACCCACACUCGAAACUUUGACUACGUUCCAACAUCAACAACAUCUUCGAUCCCAUGAUCUCUCCACCUGUGCCUGCCACCUCACCAGCAGGUGCAGAUUUACAUAGAACGAGCUCCAGGCGCCGUGGCCUCAGUUAUUUUCGUGCCUUCUCCCAUUCUCGAUCAGGCAACACUUCUCCCAACGAACCUUCCCGUUCUCCGAGACACUACUUCCAACGAUCCCUCAGCCAUAAUAGCGACAGCCGUUCUCACCGGUCGGUUCUCACAACAAGGCAUCGUAGCAAUUCUCGUCCGGACGAACCCACGAGCCCCCUCGGCGAUCGAGGAGGUGUUUCCGCAUCUUCCCUGGAAAACCUCCACUCCCCCACUAGCCCUGCGACAAGCAGGCUAGGCCCGAAUUCCUCUCUUGCGCAACCUGCCCACAACACCACAUCUACCGAUACAGGCGAGGACAGUAUGGCAAGACAAAGAACUUCUACUCUACGCAGACACACAACUGCCGGGCAUCUUCAAACGUCCUCCUCAACCACAGAAGCUGUCGAGCAAGCCGCAAGGCCUGCCAAUCCAAGAACCCAAUCAGGCAGAACACCUGGAACGAAUACCGAGUCCGAAAGCAAGCCUCAACUACCUGCAAUCCGAUUACAUUCUCAUCAGGAGGCACGGAAUGGAAGGCCGUCGCUGACCUUUAGCCCAAUAUCACGCACAUUGCCCAGUGAAAGCUCCAUUAUUCGAGUGGGACGCUACUCAGAACGAGAGGGAGUCCCCAACGCGAACCCUUCUGCCCCUUCGGAUGCUCCGGUAGGCUUCAAGUCCAAGGUGGUGAGUCGCAAGCACUGCGAGUUCUCCUUUGUCGAUGGCCAGUGGCAGAUCAAGGAUGUGGCCAGCUCCUCUGGAACCUUUCUCAACCAUAUACGGCUCAGCCAGCCAAACACAGAGUCAAGAUUAUUCCCUAUCAAGGAUGGCGAUAUUGUCCAACUUGGGAUCGAUUUCCGUGGGGGUGAGGAGAUGAUUUUCCGUUGCGUCAAGAUCAGGGUUGAAUGCAAUCGAUCAUGGCAGAAGAAGCCAAAUACUUUCAAUAAGAGCCGUCAUCAACAAUUGCAGAGCUUGGCAAAGGAUGAACCAUCUGCCGAUGCAAACAGCAGCGAGUGUUGUAUUUGCCUGGGAUCAGUCCUGCCCUGUCAAGCACUUUUUGUCGCCCCCUGUGCUCAUGUAUGGCAUUACAAAUGCAUUCGGCCGAUGUUGGAAGGCAGAAAUAGCACAUAUCCCCAAUUCCAGUGUCCCAAUUGCAGAGCAUAUUCAGAUCUCGCAGCGGAUGUGGAUGUUGCUCAGUCCGACAUCGAUGAAUGGAUGGAUGGUAAUGAGGAUGAUUCGGAUCGUCUAGCGGCAGUCAAUGCUUCAAACAACGUUGAUACGACCGAAACGGAGGAUGCAUCCGCGGAUGGACAAGCCACAGAACCCCCAGAAGCGGCCUUGCCGGCCACGGCUACCUCUAUCGACGCAUUGCGGACCUCUUUAUCUAACGGUCUCACACAAAAUCCCAACUCCCCACCUGCUGUCGCGAAUGAAUUGUCCAAUUCUCCCACGUCCAUGCGCGGGAGUGGUCUUCUUGCUCGCCGACAAGCCACAAACCCGGUCUCUCCCGAGGUACAGGCCAUGAAUGGUAACAUUGAUCUUCCCGAGCGGCUAGAACCAGAUGAUUCCCAUGUUCAACUAGACCAGCAGCGAACGAGGACGCAGACACCCGAUAUCGAUCACACGCCGGCAGGAGAAGGACCAUUGACGCCUAGGAAUAACGCUGGCCCUUUUGUGUUUGAUGGAAGUGCUGGAAGAACGGAAGCCCGACACCCAGUGGUUCCUGGCAUUCCUGAGGUUGUCAACGCAAGUCAGGCAUCAGCGUCUUGACGAUGAAAAGGGCACUUUUUGGAAUUGGUGACCUCUGUUCGUUUAAAUUUGAUGGGCAAAGCUUUGUUUCUCGAUCGCUGGCCUCUUCAUGCAUUGUGCACCCAGUGUAGGCAUGGUGACACAUGAGCCUGAGGAAAAGCACGGUUUGAGCGUUUCAUGCCAUUUGAGCACUUUUGGUCUGCCACAUGUUAGAUUAAUGCAUCUAGCCUAGUCACAAUUAGUAUAUUACACCAGUUCUGACACGUGG
Molecule: messenger RNA, 2394 nt
Organism: Exophiala mesophila
Lineage: Eukaryota; Fungi; Ascomycota; Eurotiomycetes; Chaetothyriales; Herpotrichiellaceae
Exons: 3
Coding region: 300-2147 (615 amino acids)
Biological process (GO): mitotic spindle assembly checkpoint signaling; protein ubiquitination; ubiquitin-dependent protein catabolic process
Cellular component (GO): ubiquitin ligase complex; cytosol; mitotic spindle pole body
Molecular function (GO): protein binding; ubiquitin protein ligase activity
Source: RefSeq, a predicted model, not a curated record